Messenger RNA from Gaeumannomyces tritici R3-111a-1, 1054 nucleotides. RefSeq names its product aspartic endopeptidase. Gene Ontology annotation, molecular function: aspartic-type endopeptidase activity. NCBI's taxonomy places the organism in Eukaryota, Fungi, Ascomycota, Sordariomycetes, Magnaporthales, Magnaporthaceae. Gene Ontology annotation, biological process: proteolysis. The transcript has 2 exons. The coding region runs from base 55 to 915 and encodes 286 amino acids. The record is from RefSeq and is a predicted model, not a curated record.
GCUGGAUUCAUUUGCAGUUCCUGAACUUCAGAAUUUAGAGAGAAAGUGGAAAAAAUGGCCGAGGACCACGCCGAAACCAAGGAGCACCUCGGGCUCUCCAGAGUCGCGCUCCUCCGGAACCCCACCUAUCAUCCAAGCGGGACCAAGAUAUACGUCUCCUUGAUGGCUCGCCAUGGGUUCAAGCCCACCAAGCCUGGACCAUACUGCUACAGGAACCGAAUGCAUCAGCGAGGCUUGGCGAACGUUCCCGGGGCUGCGGGAGGGCGGGUGCGUAUGGAACGAGGUUUGAUGAAGGGGGAGGGAGCCGGAGGUGGCUCAGUCAAGCAAAUCACGCCAGACGACCAGUGCAGCGACGCCGUGUAUCUCUGCGAAGUCGAAGUCGGAACCCCGGCACAGAAGCUCAAGCUAGAGUUCAACACUAGCUCGUCCGAGCUGUGGGUAUGCGCCCCCAGCCAGAACCUUGGAUCGGACAGCCCUGGAUCGUUCGGUGCCGAGAGAUCCACAAGCUAUCGCAGCAUGAACUCGUCAUGGAUGGCUAAGGGAGGCGACGGUAGUUCCGCCUCUGGAGGGACUGGUGUCGGCCAAGUCUCUAUCGGUGGCCUCCGGGUCAAGGAGCAAGUCAUCCAGCUGGCAAUGCAUAUCGAAGGACACCCAGCCCCGAGGGGUGCCGAUGGCUGCCUCGGACUCUCCAUCCCCCAAACGAAGACGAUUACGGAGAAUGGUGUGCCGGACCCGCAAGAUACGCUCAUCACAAACCUGAUGUCACGCUCGGAGCUCCCAAAAGAUGCGCAGCUCUUCACGGCCGUCUUUGACAGGUCGGGGGACAAGGAGGAUGAGGCCUUCUGCACAUUUGGGCACAUUGACCAGGAAACCCUGAAAGCUGCCGAAGAGGCGGGGGGGUAUAUCAUGGGCUAAAGUUAACAACGAAAAAGAAAACUGGGCUUUCCCGUCCGAGGAAGCCCAUGUCCGUGGGUCGGCGCUCUCGCGGGCGGGAAACAUGGCGGUCGCGGACACCAGCAGCCCUCUGAUCCUGGUCGGCGACGACGUCUGCGAG